CUACUUUUAGACUGUCGAAAUUACAGCUUUCAAAAUUUUCUAAAAUUCUAAAAAAAAAGAAAAAAAAUCUUCACCAUGAACAGACCUCCGGCGAACAAAAAGGAUCACGUAGUGUUGGUCGCUCUUACAGAUUCCAGGAGACGUGCUUACUUGGAUGAUCAAAGUCUGGAGAGUGACAUCAGGAUCUUGGACCACAAGUCAAUGCUGUUGAGGAUGCCGAAGAACACAACUAAGCCUGCUAACUCGAUGGAGCCUCCUCGUUACUACCGCCACUUGGAGUUCGACGGUAUUGGUUAUGAAUUUGAUAGCCAUAUUAGGACAGAGUUGGGCGAUAUGCUAGGUCAGAUGUUUCGUCACCGUCGCAAUGGAAGUCUUCUGCGGAUCUCAUCCCAAAGAAACCAUAAUCCCAGCCUCUUGACACGUCUCUUGGUCACUGAAGUCGACUCACUGAUGGUCGAGAUGCGCUGCCGCCUAAAAGCAAUUAAUGUGGACUACUUCGAUGUCCGGAAGUUCGACAUGGUCAACAUGCUGGUGCAACCCAAGGGCGUUCCCAAGCGGCGAAGGGAUUCGCCUAGCGGAAAAAGUGUCUCCAGCACCAAGGAACUGCACCAGUGGCUAACUAAUGAUCUAGCCCUGUUAAGAGGCCGUGGGAUCGGUGAUGACUAUUUGCACUUCGAGAUUGUGUACCGGGAUAGCCUGGUCUUGGAGCACCGGAUUCAUCUUUCGGUGUUUCACAUCUUCGGCAGCGAGAACAGACCAGAUUUGGUGGAGUUCUUUACGAGCUUGCCCCGAGGCAGGCAAAAUGGUAGCACCCUGAUGAACGAUUGCUUGAGGGAGUCCUUUGACUUCAAGAGUCCUACUCCUGUAGUGGUUUUGUUUGAGCUGCCCAUAGGUCCUGACUUGAAGGAUUCCAGGCGCAAGAUCCUAAGGAUGGCCGAUGUGGCAUUCGGAUGUCUCGAUAAAGCUCGAAAAAUGAUGUCCAAGUCCAAGCCCGCUUUCCAAAGUUCUACUAACUUAAGUAAAAUAAGCAGGUCAUCCGGAGCCCACAGCUUCCUGAGAUCUGUGCCCGAUAUUUCCUUGGCCCAUUUGCGUCGUACGGCCAAGUUCUCAGAUGAGGACUACAAUGGUCUGGCCUGUUGGUACGGGCGCAUAGACUCCAAGUUCGCAGAGCUGAAACUGGCCAUGGAGCAGCACUUUGUGGAUCUGUACAAGCGGAAAAGCUUAGAUCUGCGAAGCGAAAUCAGAUCAAUGAAUCAAGAUCCGAGCGAGGAGAACGACGAAAGUGGUGGCGAUGGCGUGAGACCGCAAAGGCCGCCCAGAGACCUUAAUUCCUCCAGUAGAAUAUACUCCAUGCUGAAGACGGAUUUCAAGAAACUCGAAGCUGAAGCGGAGACCACCACAUACGCACCAACUCUUAAGGUGUACAUCCGGACCAAGAACUAUGAGCUUUCGGAAGCGGAAAAGGUCCUCAAGCAGAGGGAGAUGGAGAAUCUGAGACUCGGCUUGAUCCAGUAUAUCAGUGCUUCGGAGCCGAGCAUUUCCGGGGACUAGAAGUUUGACUAAAUAAUCAUCCAGCACUUGUGAUGUCUAGUGAAACUCCUUUUCCCAAGUGAACAAAUAAAUGCAGUCCAUUU
Drosophila melanogaster (fruit fly) is the source of this 1634-nucleotide messenger RNA. RefSeq lists its product as uncharacterized. The transcript has a single exon. Bases 76 to 1551 code for a protein of 491 amino acids. The record is from RefSeq and is marked reviewed. Lineage: Eukaryota; Metazoa; Arthropoda; Insecta; Diptera; Drosophilidae.